AUGACAAGUUGCUGUCUUCAUGCAGGGAUUAGUAAUAUCUACUUGGCUGUGCAAAUGGCAGAACCAUCAAAGGGGAAAUCAUCCUCUGCUGAUCAAAAGAAAAAGAAAAGUUCAUUUCUAGGUAGUGUAUUGGAUUCCCUUAUCUUUACCAAACUAUAUGAGUCAAUUGAUGCUACAAAUGAGGAAAUUGAUGACGAUUUUCUCAGCUCCUGGAAAUCAACGUCAGUAAUGAAAGAUGACGGGAUGGAUUUCAGCUUCAAUACAGGAGCCAUAAGCAAGAAAAAAGUGUUUGACUUUGAUAAGCUGGAUAUGGAUUUCAAUCUAGAUGGUGACUUCAACAAGAUAUCAUCUUUCAAAAUGGACAUGUCUGAUUUUGACUUCUCAAGCCCUCCCAAAAAAGAUGCAAAAACCAAGGAAGUUGACAUGUCUGACCUCGAUUUAUCAAGCCCUCCCAAAAAAGCUGCAAAAACCAAGGCAGUUGACAUGUCAGACCUUGAUUUAUCAAGCCCUCCCAAAAAAGCUGCAAAAACCAAGGAAAGAUCUGAAGAAGAACCUUCCAGAGGAAGCCGUCAAGGGAAACAAGACCAUUUUAAAUUCUCUUUUGAUUUCAAUGAAUUAGAUAGUUUUGAUCUCGAUUCAACUUUGUCGAGAAGAGAAAAGAGUUCUAAGAACGAAGAUGGCAUCAAAGAGGUUAUCUCUGAUGGAGCUGGGCGUGAAGGCUCUGAAGUUGAUCUAGCUGAAGGAAUUAGUACACUUGAUGGUGAAUCUGAGACAGUGGCCACAUCAAAGAUUGAUCCUGUGUUAGUUGAUCAAGGGAAUACUAUUUCUAUGAAGGAUUGUGCAUCAAAGACUGAGAGCUCUGGAAAUUUUGAAUUGCCACCUGAUCCAAGAUGUCAAGAAAAUAUAACGUAUAACAGCAAAGAAGUAUCAAAUCAAGAAAGUCACUUACCUGAGAAGGUGGUGUCCAUAGAACCAUAUGCUGAACAGACAAUACAUGAUUUGCCUACUGAACUUGUUAGUGGAGUUGAUUCUAAUGCGGAUGCUGGUGUAGACAGAACGAAUGGUGGCUGUCCUCAGAUAAAAAAAGUAAAUACAAUUUCAGGUGGAAAAGAGGCUGCUAAUGACAAAAUGUUGGUAGAAGAUGGUGCUAAUAAUGAAGAGUUGCCUUUUAAAAGAUCAUCUCCAUUAGAUAUUGGUAGGCUGGGGAGCAGUAAUGGUGAUAGGAGCAUGUCAGACUGUGAUACUUUGAUAGGAAAUGCUGAACCAGCUAAAGGUGAUUUAGAUAAUGGAGAGACUUUGGCUACAGUGGUCUCCAGGAAGACACCACAUGACAUCAACAGUAUCAAGGGAACUGAAAAUUCAAACUUAAAGCUUCCUUUGUCCACACAGGCUAGUAAAUCCACAGUUGAAAAAGUUGCGUUGAGAAAGGAAAGUGGAGCUGGAGCAUUCUGCUCGAAGAUUUCUAAGAGAUUGGAAGACACUGGACCUCACUUGCGUCAGUCGUCAUUAAUAGGAGCAAACUCUCUCUCGUCUGGAAACAACAAAGUUGGUUCCAUGUAUCUAAGCCCUGCAAUUGAGAAAAGGGUGACUGUUAAUGCUAAUGAUGCACAACAUGGAAGCAAAUUGCUCACUACCCGGGUGUUAGUCGAUAAGGAAACAAAAGUCAGACCUGCCAUACCUGGAAGGGAGAGCUCUGAUUCUGAUGGUAAAGCAAACGAGACCAAACUAGUUGGGGAUCCGCAGCAGUGUGACAAAGAAGUAACAGAAACGGAACCUUUUGUAGGAAGUGAGCAGAGACAAAAUAUUAAAGAUCUCAGGAUUCAAGUGAGUUCUUCCAGCUCAACUGAUAAGACAAGGAUCAUGCUCCCAAGUGUGGAGCCAUUAAGGAACUCCAAGAUCAUUACUGCUGAAGUGAAGAAACAUUGUCCUGACAAAACUGCACAGAAGAAAUCCGACAUCUCAUCCUGGAAUAUUGGUGGCAAUAAACAUUCUUUGAUUGCUGCACCUCAAAAAGAAGUUAAAACUCAAAGGAGUUCAGAUCAAAACAAGAAGCCGCAUCACAAUGUGGAAAUGGAAACUAGGCAGAUUGUUGAUGGCAGGGAGAAAAUGCCACAAAUUCUUCCCCUGAAACGAAAAGCAUUUGAGGGAUUGAGUCCAGGUUUAGCAUCCUUGAAGCCUCUAAAACGCCUCUCUCUGUCACCAAGAGAAACCAGAAAUUCCACAGAACCUUCAAAAGGAACUGUUGAACAGGUUUGCCUUCAUGAGAACCAUUCGGAGAUCAAGACUAAGAGCUCAAGCUGUAGACUUGGUAGCAUGGUGAAUGUGAUGGAACUUGAACUUCCUUCAGCAAUGGAAACUGAUGAAAAUGUUGAAAAGGCUGAAGCAUAUACCAAAGAGCUUGAAGAUAUAUGCAAUAUGCUGAAAAAGAAACAUGAGGAAGCCAAAGAACUGCUUGUAAGAGCUGUUGUGAACAACAAUAAUCUACUGAUGCUUAACCAUCCCAUCUAUGAAGCCAAGAUUCAUAAAGUUCAGAAAUUUGCUGCGAAACUGGCAUCCAAGGAGCUUCAAGUAUGUUGAAGAGGACCACCAGCGGGAUCACAUAAAGGUAUCAUGUUUCCUGGUUUCGUCGGGACAAAGCUGUUCUUAUGAA
This is a messenger RNA of Fragaria vesca subsp. vesca, 2650 nucleotides long. RefSeq lists its product as uncharacterized. NCBI's taxonomy places the organism in Eukaryota, Viridiplantae, Streptophyta, Magnoliopsida, Rosales, Rosaceae. The transcript has 15 exons. The coding region runs from base 1 to 2577 and encodes 858 amino acids. The record is from RefSeq and is a predicted model, not a curated record.